AAGCAUUGUUUUGAAAUUUCGCCAAUUUCAAUGAGCUGCAUUAAAAAUUUCUUAUAAAAAAUGGCAGAAACCUCUGAAAAUAGCGACGGGCUCGCGUGUUUGAUUGUUUUGGGCAUGGCUGGUUCAGGAAAAACGACAUUUGUGAAGAAACUUGCCCAAUUUAAGCGUGCGGAGCACAAACCGUACGUCAUAAAUCUCGAUCCAGCCUGCAAGGAGACUCCAUAUCCGGCAAAUAUCGACAUCCGUGACACAAUUAAUUACAAGGAAGUGAUGAAGCAGUACGGAUUGGGUCCCAAUGGCGGCAUUGUGACGUCAUUGAAUCUUUUUAGCACGAAAUUCGGCAAAGUUGUUGACAUUUUGAAGCAGGCGAAGGAGAAUAAGUACUGCGUUAUCGACACGCCGGGCCAAAUUGAGGUUUUUACGUGGAGUGCUUCCGGUAUCAUCAUCACGGAAGCACUGGCAGCUGAAUUUCCGACGACAAUUGUUUACGUUAUGGAUAUCGUGCGAAGUACGAGUCCGACAACGUUCAUGUCGAACAUGAUUUACGCGUGUUCGAUCUUGUACAAGACUCGGUUGCCCUUUAUUGUCGUCCUGAACAAGAUCGAUGUGCAAAAUCACGAUUUUGCCGUUGAAUGGAUUAAGGAUUUCGAGGCUUUUCACGAGGCGAUCGAGCAAGAAAAGGAUUACGUGAGUAAUUUAUCGCGCACAAUGUCGCUGACGCUUGACGAAUUCUACAAAGACCUCAAAGUUUGCGGGGUUUCGUCGAAAACGGGCGUCGGAUUUAGCAGAUUUUUCGAAUUAGUACAAGAAACCGUCGAGGAAUACAAAAAAGAUUACAAAGUCGAGUACGAAAAGGUGCGAAAAGAGCGCGAAGCACAAAAAGCCGCACAGGAAAAGGAAAUUCUCGAAAAAGCAAAAAGGAAAGAAGAUGGCGAAGAAGUCGAUUUGACGCCUUUUAUCACGCACAAGCCGAUGGGAGUCGAUAUCAGUGACGUUUAUUUGUGCCAAGGAACGGAGGAGGACAGUGAGGAGAGCGAAACGGAACAAAUUGUCGCGAAUGCAGAUGAUGAACGAGAAGAAAUGGAUUUUGCGGGUUUUGUAAAAGCGAAGAAAUAA
Messenger RNA from Culicoides brevitarsis, 1116 nucleotides. RefSeq names its product GPN-loop GTPase 1. Gene Ontology annotation, molecular function: GTPase activity. The transcript is spliced from 2 exons. The record is from RefSeq and is a predicted model, not a curated record. NCBI's taxonomy places the organism in Eukaryota, Metazoa, Arthropoda, Insecta, Diptera, Ceratopogonidae. Bases 61 to 1116 code for a protein of 351 amino acids.